AUGUCGUGGCUAAAGGGACUUAAUGGCGAGGCAGCUGAGCCAUAUUUCGAACCAGAAUCUACGCCAAAGGUCGAAGACCCCUCGAUUCCGAAGAGAAUGGUCUCGACAAAGCAGGCCAACAAGCCUUUCCUUGCGUAUAAAGAAUACCGAGAGCAUCAAACAGAGUUACACAAUGCCUGGCUGGAGCGCAAAAAACUACGCGAGGAGAAGAUUGCGCGAGGCGAAGACGGCGGGCGAGAAGAACCAGACCCUACCGCUGAAGUCGAAGUUGGCAUCCUAGGGCUUCUGAAAUUCUUGGUCUAUACAUUGAUCAUUAUCGCUCUGGCUGGUAAAUUCAUCACGGGAAGUUAUCUGUGGGAAUACGAGGGUAAAUGGGUCCAGCUGAAGACAUACUGGCCGACGACACAGCGCCUGUUUUCUGAGAGACUUCUAGCCGAGUUUGAUGGUUCGAAACCUGGUCGUCCUAUUUACCUUGCCAUUGACGGAGACGUCUACGACGUCACCGAGGGUAAGGCAUAUCAGCCUGGAGGGUCUUAUCAUCAUUUCGCUGGCGUGGACGGAGCUCGUGCGUUCGGUACCGGUUGUUUCCAAACGCAUCGCACGCAUGAUUUGCGUGGCCUUACAGAAAGCGAAUUAAGGGGCGUUCAGCAUUGGAAAGAGUUUUAUGCAAACCAUAAGGAUUACUUCAAGGUCGGCAGGGUGUCCCAUCCGCCGAUUGACCCUGCAAGUCCAAUUCCCGAGCAUUGCAAUCCAAAGAAGGCGGCCAGAGACAACGCCAACCCUAAGAAGGAUACCAAGGAACGGAAGAAGGACUCGAAGCCUAAGAAGAAAGAAGAUGAGAAAAGCCACGAAGAACUCUAGUUGUUUGGUGCUCUCAUAUCUGUGUAAUUUAAAUAAUGCUACUCGAUUCUAUAUUGUCCUGAAAUAUAUACACAUGGACAGUCCCGGAAUGAAAUUAGGC
This is a messenger RNA of Guyanagaster necrorhizus, 961 nucleotides long. RefSeq names its product cytochrome b5. The record is from RefSeq and is a predicted model, not a curated record. Gene Ontology annotation, cellular component: endomembrane system; membrane. Bases 1 to 861 code for a protein of 286 amino acids. Lineage: Eukaryota; Fungi; Basidiomycota; Agaricomycetes; Agaricales; Physalacriaceae. The transcript is spliced from 6 exons.